ACUAUAGUAUUCUGCACUAGAAGAAUAACCAGCCCAAGAACUCCCUUGCUUUAUGGAGUAAGAAGCAUUGUUCUUAACUCUGAAUCCUCUCUGUGUGUUUUUGGCAGAGUGAAGAUGAGUGGUGAAGAGAUUCUUGUGUGUGCAGUACAACUUGGAAAAAAUUUCUGCCUCUAUUUUGCAGACGAUGAUGGGCUGGAAUGUGAUGCCUUUUGUAAGGAAAAAAUUCUCCACCGAGUCCUUCGAAAUGUAAAUAGCCAGCUGCUUGUGGUUCGACCAGAUUUAAACAUGGCAGCUUUUGAAGAUGUGACAGAUCAGGAGAUGAAAUCUGGCAAUGGAAUGCACUUCAACAUUCACUAUUACAAAACUACCACACCUCUAGCAGGGAUGCCUGUUGCAUUCAGCGUCCAGGUAGAAGAUAAAAGUUAUUACAUGUGUUGCGAGAAAGAAUGUGGAAAAAUGAUAGUUCGAUUUAGGGAGGGAGAAGUUCCCAAAGAAAUUCCUGGUGAAAGUAAUGUAAUCUUUUUCAAAAAGACAUUUACAUCUUGUAGCUCCAGAGCAUUCAAGUUUGAAUACUCACUAGAACGAGGAAUGUUCUUGGCCUUUGAGGAAGAAGGCUGCUUAAGAAAAUUAAUUCUAAAGAAACUGUCAAGAGAAGAUGAAGUGGAUGAAACCACGAAGAUAAGUUUCUGACUUCAGUCAGAAUCUAUGAUGUACUUCAACAGUUUUAAAAUACAUUUUGGCUUUUUAUAAAAGAAACCUUAUUCUUUCUUUGUCUAAUGCAAGUCAGUUUUAUGUUUUCAGCUACUAUAUGUCACCACAAAAACUAGCAUCUUACAAAGGGAAAUAAAUUAAAAUUCUUGGCAAAAAGCAGCAGAAGAAUGUAUUCCAGUCAGAUAGAAGGGAAGAUAAUUGCACAAUGAUGAAACACAAAUUUGCAUACCUAUGUAGUCUGGUAUAGUUUGAUCCCUAAAGUCUUUAUUGCCUGCUCAUCAAACAACUUUUGAAUUAGGUGUCUCAUAGAUGAAGUAGAUCUAUUUUGGGGAGGGAGAGAAAAACGCUUAAAAUAACAGAUUUCAUAAACAGAUGAUGCACCUGUCCAAUAAACACUUUGAGAUUACUUUUUUGCAUUAAGAUUAUCUUAAUCUCAGUUACACAGUGACAUUCUCACCUUGAGCUGAAGUAGAAACAAAAGACGAUUUUUAACUUACUGGAAAUCUUUGCUUUGAAUGAACAACUGAAGUUCUAGUAAAGCUGUUUGUCCUCAGAGGGCCCAAGCAAAAAAUGAAUUAUGCUUUUAUGUAAAGGUUUAAAAAAGUUAACAGUAAAUUGUAGGUUAGAGAUGAAACGCAACACAUUUGUCCUAGCAAUUUGGAACAAAUGUAGAUAUGUCUGGCUCCCAUAACGACCAUACUCUGUAGGUGAAAACACAGCAUACAGUCAGGUCAGGCUGUGAACUCCAUUUCACAUUCAGAGCUGAGCAAGCACUGGAUUUCACCAAGGCCAAAAUUAAUGUAAUGCAUUCUGAAUAUUGAGGAAAAUAAUACAGCAUAUAUUAUUAUUAUUAUUAUUUUCUUCUACAUACAAGUGUUGGUUUUCCUCUUCUGUUCCAACUCCAGGAAGUGAUAACCUGAACAUUGGUUGCAGCUGGGGUCCUGGGUCUUCAACUUGUCAGGCAGAGGAACUGGUACAAUUGUCAUACCCCAUACAGGCAGAAGUAAUCAGAGAAAACAGGAAAGCCUCUUACCUGUCAUGAAAUGGAGGAAAACCCUCAAACUUGCAGAAGUGAUAAGCCUCAACACUCAUUUUGGUAAAACCCAAACCAAAUUAUAAUUUCAGGGGCUUUAAAAGAGCACAGAGUCAUGAAACUGCUGGGAUAACCCCUGACUGUCUCCGCUUUUCAUGUUCUGCUGCCCCUGCCAUUUCACGUAUCUAGCUGCUACAGGAGCACCUAGAGGCAGUAAGAAACCAGUAAUUUAGAAUCAGGUACAGCCACCACUGAGUGCACUAUCACUUAGGAAGAAUUUGCUGGGGGGGCUUCUUCACUAUGACAAAAAUAACGACUGUUACAUUGAUAUCUAAAUCGGACCACAUCAGACAAAAGCAACCAUCUCAUUUCUGACCACAAGAUUAACAAAACAGAAGUGGCCUGCUACGUGGUAUUUCCCAUGGUUAUGUGAAUAAGUAAAUAAAU
Molecule: messenger RNA, 2191 nt
Organism: Egretta garzetta (little egret)
Lineage: Eukaryota; Metazoa; Chordata; Aves; Pelecaniformes; Ardeidae
Gene: IL18
Product: interleukin 18
Exons: 5
Coding region: 115-690 (191 amino acids)
Biological process (GO): inflammatory response; immune response
Molecular function (GO): cytokine activity
Source: RefSeq, a predicted model, not a curated record